Talpa occidentalis (Iberian mole) is the source of this 858-nucleotide messenger RNA. RefSeq names its product 5', 3'-nucleotidase, cytosolic (gene NT5C). Gene Ontology annotation, molecular function: 5'-nucleotidase activity. NCBI's taxonomy places the organism in Eukaryota, Metazoa, Chordata, Mammalia, Eulipotyphla, Talpidae. Gene Ontology annotation, biological process: pyrimidine deoxyribonucleotide catabolic process. The coding region runs from base 33 to 635 and encodes 200 amino acids. The transcript is spliced from 5 exons. The record is from RefSeq and is a predicted model, not a curated record.
CGCGCGCGCGGCCCGUGCGGGUGCUGGUGGACAUGGACGGGGUGCUGGCCGACUUCGAGGCCGGGCUGCUGCGCGGCUUCCGCCGCCGCUUCCCCGGGGAGCCCCACGUGCCGCUGGAGCAGCGCCGCGGCUUCCUCGCGCGCGACCAGUACCGGGCGCUGCGCCCCGACCUGGCGGACAAAGUGGCCAGUGUGUACGAGGCCCCGGGCUUCUUCCUGGACCUGGAGCCCAUCCCCGGAGCCCUGGCCGCCAUGCGCGAGAUGGACGCCAUGCGCGACACCGAGGUCUUCAUCUGCACCAGCCCCCUGCUGAAGUACGACCACUGCGUGGGCGAGAAGUACCGCUGGGUAGAGAAGCACCUGGGGCCCCAGUUCGUGGAGCGCAUCAUCCUGACGAGGGACAAGACGCUGGUCUUGGGGGACCUGCUCAUUGAUGACAAGGACACCAUUCGAGGCCAAGAGGCAACUCCGAGCUGGGAGCACAUCUUGUUCACCUGCUGCCACAACCAGCACCUGGCCCUGCCCCCCACCAGGAGAAGGCUGCUCUCCUGGGGUGACAACUGGAGGGAGAUCAUAGACAGCAAACGGGGAGCCCUGCAGCUGGACCCAAAGGGCCCGGAGCUGCUGCGGGAAUAAGCCGAGGGACACGACAGUGGGAGGGGAGGCAGACUGGCAGGGAACCCCAGCAGCACCCAGGGCAGGGCAGUGCCCCGGCUGGGCGGGAGAUAGUGAGAUGUGGUCUCACAGGCCAGCCGGCGGAGCCUCGUGGGACAGCCGGCCUGGAAACCUGGUGGGAAAACAGUCAGGAAACUUUUAAUAAAACACUUUGGCUGAUUGGGUUUUUGAAGGUCCUUUAUUU